This is a messenger RNA of Penicillium odoratum, 1227 nucleotides long. RefSeq lists its product as uncharacterized. The record is from RefSeq and is a predicted model, not a curated record. Bases 1 to 1227 code for a protein of 408 amino acids. The transcript has a single exon. NCBI's taxonomy places the organism in Eukaryota, Fungi, Ascomycota, Eurotiomycetes, Eurotiales, Aspergillaceae.
AUGCAAUCGUUGGGUGUUGAUGCCGUGCAGAGCAAACUCCUGAGGCCUCCCUUUUCCUUUGGAUUGCCAACGCAAGCCUAUACCUCUGACCAUGCCAGUCAAAAUCCUUCUGUCGAUGAGUCUGCAUCAUCGCCAACAAAUACUGCUAGCGGUGGCCCCCAAGAUCCUGCUCAAAGUAGCCUCAAGGCACCACUAGCGGAUUCCACUGGCAGUAUCCGUCAAGAUCCUACUGCAAAUGACCAUAAAUUACCGCCCGCUAGUGAUAGCCAGCCGCAGCUAGAACGCACACAUAGAGCUGCUUCCUCUUCUGUCUUGCUGGGGAACUUGCCGACAAUUUCCCGGGAUAAGGAUCACCGGGUCUUUUUGGUCGCAGAGGAUAUAGAGACUUAUCUAAAGCGGGAUCUGGACCACACUCGGCUUAACAGAAUACAUAGGCAUCUUUGGAUGGCCGGGAGACCCCUAAAUGCCAGACCCAUACACCGAUUGAAGAUGAUGGGUUUCAAUAUACUCCUGACAGAGCAAGCGGACCUCCAUCUCCUCAAAUUCUCGAACACGAUCUUCAUCAAGCCGCUUCCGGAUUAUAUGCUAAACUUCAUGUUCUGGGACAAAUAUCUCUGUGAAUCGGAGGAGCUUCAUAAAUCUGCCUGUGGAAUCUUGCUCUCCUAUGUUUGGUUGAUAUGCUCUUCUCUCGACUUGAAAUUAGCUCACAAGCUAGAUCUUCUCCCAUGUGAGAUAACGUGGAUCGAGUGGAAAAGUUUCGUGGCAGAUUUCCUCUCUAAUGUCGACCCAAAUACGCUCGACCAGGUCAAUAAACGCUACCACUUUGGCGAGCUGCGACUAGGAAGGAUCAAUUCAAUAUACAGGAUCCGAUUUUUCUCCACGCACUUCAUUCGCGGCUAUUUAUACGGCUAUAACCGCUAUGCGAUCUUCUUCCAGAGAAAUUUCGCCUGGAUACUCAUCGUAUUAGUAUAUUUUUCCCUUAUACUCUCGGCGAUGCAGGUCGGUGCCACUGUACCACCACUGAACACGAACCACACCUUUCAGCAGGUUUCUUACGGCUUUUCGGUCUUCUCAAUUGUCACCGUGUUAGUAGUUGUGUGUUUUGUGGGGAUCUUGUUCGUGACAAUAUUCUUAGUUAAUAUGGUCCUGGCUAUUUCGCACGAGAAGAAGAAGAGGAGAGACCGGAAAAUCCUCUCCCGCGAGAGUGAGGGAACAGCCAAAGCUUAG